Messenger RNA from Carya illinoinensis, 1123 nucleotides. Its product is annotated as extracellular ribonuclease LE-like. The transcript is spliced from 5 exons. Gene Ontology annotation, biological process: RNA catabolic process. The record is from RefSeq and is a predicted model, not a curated record. Lineage: Eukaryota; Viridiplantae; Streptophyta; Magnoliopsida; Fagales; Juglandaceae. Gene Ontology annotation, molecular function: ribonuclease T2 activity; RNA binding. The coding region runs from base 143 to 844 and encodes 233 amino acids. Gene Ontology annotation, cellular component: extracellular region.
CAAUUAUUCAUAUUUGUUUAUAAAUAAUAUCCAUCUACACCCGGCCAACACUCUCACUCCUUAUAUAUUCAGAAGAAAUACCACAGAGCUAGCAAAGAGGGAAACAAAAUAGAGAGAGAGAGAGAGAGGCAGGAAUCAAGAGAUGAAAUCCUACUGUUCUUUCUUUGUUCAGCUUCUAAUACUAGAAUGCUUGGCAAUUGCAUGUGGAUCACAGGCCUACAACUUCUUCUACUUUAUACAGCAGUGGCCAGGAUCAGCCUGCCACACCACAGAAAGGUGUUGCUACCCAACAACAGGAAAACCUGCGGCAGAGUUCAGCAUCUCUGGGUUUCGGCCAUACUAUAACAGUAGUCAAUACGAGAUCUACUGCGCUUCUAACGACGCUUUUAAUCCAUCGAAGCUCUCAGACCUCAUCCCUAAACUGCAUGUAAACUGGCCAUCAUUAGCGUGCCCAAGUAGCGACAGUACAGGCUUGUGGUCACAUGAAUGGACUAAAUAUGGAACCUGCUCAAUGUCUAGAUAUGACCCAACUCAACAUUCAUACUUCCAAGAAACUCUUGUUCUCAAAGGCCGAGCAAACAUCCUCCGAAUCCUCGAAAAUGCUGGAAUUCGACCAAAUGGGAAGUUUUACAGCUUAGCUGCCAUAAAGAGUGCUAUAAAGAGGACAAUCGGGCAUGAGCCUUGGAUAAAAUGUAAUAAGGAUGCAUCGGGGAAGAGCCAACUUUACGAGGUUUAUCUCUGUGUCGGCCGUUAUCAAGUUUCCUUCGAGGAAUGUCCAGCGGCAGCGCUAUCCAAAAUCGGUAAUUCCGGCUGUUCCUCCGCAGUAAAGUUCCCGGCCUUCUAAACUGCAAUGAAGGGACCGUUCUCCUACGCUGAUCUGUCGAUGCUAUCCGGCUCAAAAUAAUUGAUUAAAACCCAUAUAUCAUAAGACUGCGAGUUUAUGUUAUAAGAUUGUGAUUUACUUUUCAGUUUCUGCUUAAAUAAUCGUGGGUGGCUUGCCUACCUGCUCAUAAUAGACAACACGAUUCCAAAUCUCUUCAUUUUCUUUUGGGGGAGAAGGAAGAUCAUAUUGAACAUCUUCUUAAUACUUAAUACACACAAAUUUGGAGUUUGAGAUCUAUAA